Molecule: messenger RNA, 4675 nt
Organism: Melospiza georgiana
Lineage: Eukaryota; Metazoa; Chordata; Aves; Passeriformes; Passerellidae
Gene: AAK1
Product: AP2 associated kinase 1
Exons: 21
Coding region: 16-2811 (931 amino acids)
Biological process (GO): protein phosphorylation
Molecular function (GO): protein kinase activity; ATP binding
Source: RefSeq, a predicted model, not a curated record
GCCGCCUCCCGAGACAUGAAGAAGUUCUUCGACUCUCGCCGCGAGCAGGGCGGCUCCGGGCCCGGGGCGGGCAGCAGCGGCGGCGGCGGCGGCAGCAGCGGCCCCGGCAGCGGCUACAUCGGCCGGGUCUUCAGCAUCGGCCGGCACCAGGUCACCGUGGACGAGGUGCUGGCGGAAGGUGGCUUUGCAAUCGUGUUCCUGGUGAGGACGAGCAAUGGGGUGAAGUGUGCCCUGAAGAGGAUGUAUGUCAAUAAUGAGUACGACCUGCAGGUCUGCAAGAGGGAGAUCCAGAUCAUGCGGGAUCUGUCUGGCCACAAGAACAUUGUGGGCUACAUCGACUCCAGCAUCAACUCAGUCAGCAGUGGGGACGUGUGGGAGGUGCUGAUCCUCAUGGACUUCUGCCGGGGGGGACAGGUGGUGAACCUGAUGAACCAGCGCCUGCAGAGCGGCUUCACCGAGAGCGAGGUCCUGCAGAUCUUCUGCGACACCUGCGAGGCCGUGGCCAGGCUGCACCAGUGCAAGACCCCCAUCAUCCACAGGGACCUGAAGGUUGAAAACAUCCUGCUGCAUGACCGUGGCCACUACGUCCUGUGUGACUUUGGGAGUGCUACCAACAAAUUCCAGAACCCCCAGACAGAGGGGGUGAAUGCAGUGGAGGAGGAGAUCAAGAAGUACACAACGUUGUCCUACAGAGCCCCAGAGAUGGUGAACCUGUACAGUGGCAAACUCAUCACUACAAAAGCAGACAUUUGGGCCCUGGGCUGCUUGCUGUACAAGCUGUGCUACUUCACCUUGCCCUUUGGGGAGAGCCAGGUGGCCAUUUGUGAUGGCAACUUCACCAUCCCAGACAACUCGAGGCACUCGCAGGACAUGCACUGCCUCAUCCGCUACAUGCUCGAGCCAGACCCUGAUAAGAGACCUGACAUUUAUCAGGUCUCCUACUUUGCAUUCAAGCUGGCCAAGAAGGAGUGCCCAGUGCAGAAUGUGCAGAACUCUCCAAUCCCUGCUAAACUGCCAGACCCAGUUAAAGCAAGUGAAGCUGCUGCAAAGAAGAGUCAACCAAAGGCCAGGCUCACAGACCCCAUCCCCACGACAGAAACGUCCAUAGCACCCCGGCAGAGACCUAAGGCAGGACAGACCCAGCCCAACCCUGGCAUUCUGCCCAUCCAGCCAGCCCUGACGCCCAGGAAGAGAGCCACAGCCCAGGCAGCCCUUCAGCCCCAGGCUGCAGGCCCGGCUGCCCUGGGCAGUGCCCAGCCCUCCAGCACGCCCCAGGCCAAAGCAGCCCCCCAGCAGCCUCCAGCCCAGCCCCAGGCCAAGCCAGCAGCAGCAGCGCCCCAGGCACAGCCCCAGGUGCCCUCCACACAGCCCCAGGCCACCCCUCAGCAUCAGCAGCAGCAGCUUUUCCUGAAGCAGCAGCUCCUGCAGCAGCAGCAGCAGCAGCAGCAGCAGCAGGCUGCCUUCUUCCAGCAGCAGCAGCAGCCACAGAUGAUGCAGGCUCAGCAGUUCCCAGUGAUGCAGCAAGGAGCGCCCGCGCAGCAGCAGCAGCUGAUGCAGAACUACUACCAGCAGCAGCAGCAGCAGCAGCAGCUGCUGGCCCAGCAGGCAGCUAUGCAGCAGAAGACCACAGCAGCAGCAGCUCAGCAGAAGCAGCAGCCCCAGGCCCAGCCUGGCUCAGCACCCCCAGCACAGCCACAGGAGCAGGGGGCGCAGGUGCAGGCUCAGAGGCAGCAGCAGCAGCAGCAGCAGCAGGCCCAGGGGCAGGGGCAGAAGCUGGGCUCCCUGACGCCGCCCUCGUCGCCCAAGGCGCAGCGCGCGGGGCACCGCCGCAUCCUCAGCGACGUCACCCACAGCGCCGUGUUCGGCGUGCCCGCCAGCAAAUCCACCCAGCUGCUGCAGGCUGCGGCUGCUGAGGCCAGCCUCAACAAGUCCAAAUCUGCUUCCACCACGCCCUCGGGCUCGCCAAGGACCUCGCAGCAGAACGUCUACAACCCCCCUGACGUGUCCACGUGGAACCCCUUUGAUGAUGACAACUUCUCCAAGCUGACAGCUGAGGAGCUGCUGAACAAGGACUUUGCCAAGCUGGGGGAUGGGAAGGCUCCAGAAAAGGCAGGCAGCUCCACAGAGAACCUGCUGCCAGGGUUCCAGCCCGCAGCCCCCACGGAUGCCUUCGGUGGCUCCUCCUUCCCUGCUGGGCCAGCUGAAAAAACGAAAGACAUUCUGAGCUUGGACUCUAGCCCUGCUCUGCUGACUGUGCCUGAUCCUUUCACUCCUCUCCCGUUAUCUGACACCCCAGAAAAACUGAUUGAGGGCCUCAAAUCUCCCGAGCCUGCGCUGCUGCUGCCCGAGCUGCUGCCCCUGGCUGACCCCUUCGGCAGCACGGCAGAGCCUGCCAAUGGCCAAGCUGCCGUGGCUGUGGAGAGCCUGAUCCCGGGGCUGGAGGCGCCCCUGGCCCAGCGCCUCGUGUCCCACAGCGACUCCGUGGCCUCCAACAGGACAGACUCUCUCACUGGGGAAGACUCUCUGCUUGACUGUUCUCUGCUCUCUAACCCUGCUGCUGACCUCCUGGAUGAGUUUGCUCCUGUAGCUUUCUCAGCUCAGCCUCACAAAGAAGAUACUAACCUGAUAUCAGGCUUUGAUGCUCCUGAGGGCUCUGAAAAAGUGACAGAAGAUGAGUUUGACCCAAUUCCAGUGUUGAUAUCCAAAAAUUCACAAGGUGGGCAUUCUAGAAACAACAGUGGAAGCUCUGAGUCCAGUCUUCCCAACAUAGCCAGGUCUCUGCUGCUGGUGGAUCAGCUCAUAGACCUGUAGCAGUGACACAGUAGCAGUUUGUGUAACUACCCACACCUCCGGUUUCCCUGCCAGAAGAGUUUCCUUCCUUGUGCUUCUUUGGGGCUUUUUUUUUUUCUUUUCUUUUUUCUCCUUUACUUAAGAGAAAAACCUGCCAACAGGAGACAGUCACCCACCUCUCUCCCUGUCCCCCCGUGGCCUGGGGAAGGUUUGGCUCAGCUCUGCAGUAGCCUGGUGUGUCUCAGGCUGGUGGAGCGCUGUGGGUUCCCCUGGCCCUGCUCAGGGAGCUGGGGCUGCUCUGGGACCCUGCCCCAGCCUCCUGUCCCCGAGCAGGGCGUGAGCAGUGCAGCCCCAGCUGUGCUUUGGGCUUUGGGUCUGGUUCUGUUCCCCCGGGGACAGUGACAGGGACAUCCCUGAGCUGCAGGACAUGGGGCAGCACAGCUGGGGGCUCUGAAUUGCUUCAGAGCAGGGGGAAGCCCCAGGUUCCUCCCGGCCAUACUCUGGUGAUGGUGCACAUAAAGAGUUUUCCAGCUGCCCCCAGCUCUUGGUUUGCUGUUUGACAAUCCUGCUGGGAACUAACUGCUCUUCCUGGGGGAGGGAAAACAGAGAAAAGGAAAAAGAAAAAAACCAGAUUGUUAAAGCUGCAGAAAUGACCCUAAGUGAAGCGUGACAAGGUUUUGAACCAAAUCCAUGUGAGUAUGGCUGUGACCAGUGUUUCACUGACCUUUUUUGGGGUGAAAAGGGCGCUGUGGCAGCAGCAGAUGUAUUUUCUGUGACUUCUUUUCUGUGUUUGACUGGAAAAAAAGAAACUCCCCUCAACCUACUGUAAAUGGUGUAUGAAACAAAUUGUCCUCCGGCUGUUUGUCUAUUUUUAAUCCUGGUUUUAGUCGAGCAUCUGGUAUCUGUUCUGGGUUCUCCAUUUUCUCUUGUAACUGCUAUAGUGCACCCCAGUUCAGUAUGGAGCCAUUGUUUCAGUAGACAAAGAUUCCUGUGGGCCUCUCUCCACCCCAGUCUCUGUGACCACGCAUGCCCUGGGUUCAGGUGGUUUGAAAUCAGUGCUGCUACAACUCGAUGGGUUCUCCCUUUUCCUCGCCCCUCGCUUGGUUUGUCCGUAGCUGGAUCCGCUCAGCUCGUUCUCCUCGGCUUCCCACCGAGUCUGGAAUUUCUCUCUCGUGUUUGAAAGCCCUCUCUGAGCAGAAGGACUCUUCCUCUGUAGUGGAAUUCCCCUGGCUUCCUGCUCCCCGUGUUUGUGUUUGUAGCUGUAUUAGUGGCGGUGCAGUUCCCCCGUGCGAAAGUGCGAGCGACUGAAUGUCUGUCUGUGCUGAUCUCGCUGGGAAGGGAAGAACCCCACGUUUGUGACUCCUCCUCUCCUCUCUCCAUCUCCUCCCCAGCCCCACACUUAGUUUAACAAAUUCUGUACAUAGAGCUCCCAUCGGUUGUGUCUCUACAUUACUCUUCUUUUAAAACCUACACUUACUAAUAAAAGUAUUGCUUACGUGUGUUGUAUCAUUACAUGUGUAUACUGCACUUUCCAAGAGAAGCUUUACAUGAGAACUAUGGAAAUGACCUUAGUAAAAUUGUGGAUAGAACUUUAUUAUUUUUUUGUUUUAUAUUCCUAAAGCACAGGCGAGCUGGACUGGAAAACACGAAGAUGCUAUAGAUAGAAAGUUAUUGUAUAGUCAGAUACUGAGAUUAUAUGAAAAGAGAAUGGAUUUUAAAAAGUAACCGUCUACUGUAUAUUAGAAACAAAGAUUUCUGUGAAUUAAAGUACUUUUAAAGAAUGUUUAAGAUUUUAAAUCUAAUGGCGCUUGUUCAAGGGUUCUGGAAAAAAUGACAAAUGCACUGGGUUGUUAAUAAUGCUAUUAAAUAAGCAGAUGUGAAUGUU